Molecule: messenger RNA, 10013 nt
Organism: Anopheles gambiae (African malaria mosquito)
Lineage: Eukaryota; Metazoa; Arthropoda; Insecta; Diptera; Culicidae
Gene: side-VII
Product: neural cell adhesion molecule 1
Exons: 15
Coding region: 4607-7363 (918 amino acids)
Molecular function (GO): protein binding
Source: RefSeq, a predicted model, not a curated record
GUGUUUUCGAGAGUAUAUUGUUGAAUUUGUAGAGUUGAUGAAUGGUUGUAAAGUAUUGAGGUUUAAAAUUUAACAUGUUUUAAUCUAAUAAUAAAAAAGGAGGUAUUUCAGGUAUAGAAUUACAUUUUAAGUAUUGAAAAAAACUGUGACGUAUGCAUUUUUCAUCACCAACAUUAACUUUUUCUGAAUUAAUUACUAUUUUUCCCACCCAUUACUUUUAGUUCACACUGAUUCACGAGGGAACCAAUCAAAUGAGUUGUUUUUAACAUUACUUGAAUUAACCAUCAGCACCAAUGUUCCUAACAUUCCCUUGCGCGCAAUCCUGCCACUAAACGUCUGCAUUCACCAUCAAUUUCGCUAUUCAAAUGCAACGCAUCGCUCAAUGUGACAAUUCACCAUCCAUCCAUCCAAUCCAUCCAAUCCGUUCACAUUCCUUCACACGCCGGGCAGAUUGUGUGCGUGUGUGUCUGUGAGUGUUUAUUAUGGCUGACCAUCAAUUACAGGAACAUUUGGGCCAAACGAGUAUCUGCGUAAUUCAUCAGAUCGUUUACUACAAUCAUUCAAUUUGCUUUCAUUCCGCUUAGCGUGAAGGCGAAGGUAUGCAAUUUUAUGUGUGUCAAUUGUUGUUGGUACCGCGAGUUAGGUGUAUUUUACGCGCAAUGAAUAAUUUUUAAAGGUAAUUUUAGCUGAAAAUACUCGUGUAUCAUCACAUUAGAACACUAUUAUUCUGUUUACAUACAUUAUACAUUAUAGUACAUUAUAAUUUAAAAAAAACAUUUAAAAAACAGCUUAAAAGGUGCUAGAUUCAACAUUAAAAAUUACAAGAAACUAAGAAAAUCCGGUAAACGUGCCUAAUGCAACAAAAAUUUCUAUUCUACCGGAAUGCAUGCAAAGUGAAUUAAUGCAGGCAACACUGUCGUUGUAGCGACGAUAAGAGCAAACGGCCAAGAUCAGUCAGUAUUGGUGCGUAAAAGAAUUAAAACUGUUUCCAUCGGAGGGUCGGAACAGCGUUCAACCCAUACAGCGAGAAGGUUGACCCCGGUCAAAAGAUCCAGCAUGGUCGUCGUUCAUCACCAUCACCAGCAUCAUCAUCGGCAAUAACGUGCCGCUGCAGGAGGGGGAUGUCGUCCACUUUCCGCCAGCAUGGCACAUCUGUCAAGCAUCCGUUUUGUCCGGGCAAUUUGGUACAUUGGGUAGAGUGGCCGCGGGCUGGGUUUGGUGUUUGGGAUCGGUACGCGCUAUAAAAGUCCAAUUGAGAUGAAAUCUACCAAACAGUAUUCGUGUAUCCGUCGUUCUAGACCAGUGGUCGGUGAGGUCUGGUAGGAUCUGGUGAUGUUUUCUGCUGAGGCUUUAAAUGAUUCAUACCGUUGUCGAAGUGUUUGCUUGGGCGGUGAAAACACGGCGUUACAGUAUUCAGUCCAGUGUUGCCAGUGUCGCAGUGACUACGAUCCUGGCCCAAGAGACACAGCCACGCUCGCUCUUGGCAUCGUUUGUGGUGCUGUGCUGCGUACGCGUGAUCAGCGAUAAAGUGCAGGGAACGAUCGAGUGCUCGGGUGGGCAUACGAACGCAGCGUUAUGGUGACUGGUACGCGAAGCGUUAUCAGCUCGGUGGUAGACGUGGUAGUUUGAAUGAUUGCUAGUACUGGCUCACACCAGCAUCCAGGGUAGGCUUACGCCGAUGGUUCAGAUCGGGUCAGAUCGCCGGCGAGUGAUGAAAUGCCGGAGAGAGGAAGUAGCAACAACUGAACUGUGUCCGGCUCAAGUUUGAGUCGAUUUGGAAUAUAUUUGAAGUGGUAAACGUUUUUGCGAAGAAAAAAGUGAAAAUACAGUGAGAACAAGCGAAAUUACAAGGCAUGUUUCAUGGCAUGUGUCGAUAGAGAGUGUGUGUGUGUGUGUACCAGAAGCUUUGAAGUUGGCAUAGCGAUCGUGUUGUCCUUCGUCGUGCGCUCAGCCAUAUCGAUAGCGUCAGCAUCAUCUUCGUCAUCAUCGUUCCCUUCCGUUCCAGCUGAAUGGUAAAGACAUGGUUAAUGGUUUGGUCGAUGAUGAUAAAACGAAGAUAAAUGAAAGCCGUUCCCAUUGGUUGUCCAGCGCGAUAGCAUAGAGUGAAAGUGCAAUCAUCAUUCAAGCACUUGAUGAGCGCUGUACACGAGAAGGGAACCACAAGAAGUAUCGGGCAGGCAUAGUUGGGUCGGCUGAUAAUAACGUCCAGAGACAGCAUACCAAUCCCUGGAGGGGCCCUACCGGCGGUAGCCGAAGUUCGAAGCCAAAGGCCAGAAAAGUGAUUGCAAGCAGCGGCAUCUCCAGCCAGCGACCGAUGUGGAUGUGAAAAUGCCCGAAACUGAUAAGAAUUCUUUACUAAGUACUAGUGCCGCAGGAGAGAUUCUAACCCCUGCUGCCCAAGUGCUUAUCGAAGAGUUCCGCUCUCUCAACUGAAGCGCAAAUUGUAUUCCUGUCGAGCAUACCCCUGCGUGCUUGUCAUCCCGUGCGUUCGUAUUGAGGUAAAACGGUGCAAAAAAAAACCUAGUCCAAAUAAUCAGAACACUGUGAAUUUGUUUCUGCCAAACUUACCAAACGUUCCGAAUUCGUUCUCAAUGGAUCGAUCGAUUGAAGCCCGUUAGGGGUAGGGGAAUUUUGGAAUGCCUUUUUUUCUAGCCAGUUUACAAUGCAAUGGUAAGUUAGCCGAGCCGUUGAAAGUUCCUAGAGGACGCCCGAGGGAAAAUGAGGUACAUACAAAAAGACAAGUUGCCCUUACAUUGUCAGAAAAGAAUUCCUGAAAAUCAAUCCAUCCGCUGGGCAUUCAAAGCAGCAAAUUGAAUGAAGCAGCGAAGUGAAGCGGCCAACGGGAUUCACAAAUUCGUACUUAAUCUCUUCCAGCAGCCAGUUUUUCUGUCGGCACGAAACGCAAACGGGCAAUAUAGCGAUCCGCUUACGCGAAGGCACGCGGGCACUGAGAGUGAACUGAUAAGCUCGUCCGACUUACGGGCAAGCCGCGUGCACCAAUGGCUCGAUGGGACGGCGUCCCAAAGAACGGAGAUGAUAAGCGAUUUUUUGAUUUUUAGCUUAAAGGUUGGUGCUUCGCUUCCACAUUGGUGAUAACGAGUGUUGAAGGUUUUUCCGUUGCCGUAUCGAACUGUGAUUUUGGUUUUUGCCGUGGAUUAUCAGUCUCGGGUUCUUGCCGUGGCUGGCUCGUGUGUGAGGUUCGUUUCAGGUUCGGAGGGUUUUAUUUGCUGUUGGUAAGCUAGAUGAGGUUAUUGAAAUUUCUGACAGUACGAACUAGAGGAAAUUAAUUAAACAUUUUUUCUGUAUUUAGGCUCGACCUUUUCACUGUGGAUGGAGGAUAUUCUUGUCUAUUAAAUUGUUUAGUAUCCGAAUAUCAUAAUCGCCACACUGCAUCGUUAUAGAUUAUGGUGCUUCAACAUGCGACGACAUUUAAUCAUUGAAUAUUGCAUUAGCUUACCAUUGAAAGACGUAAUGAAAAGCAUCAUGUUCAACGCAGUUCGCAGAAAUACAGCGACCCUAGUAAUGCUAGUAACAGCAUUGCAUACAACAGCAAUAAAAUGGAAUGGAAAUGGAGUUGAAGGUUAACGUUAAAUCUGAAAAAUAAUAUUCUUAACAGAAAUCUCGAGUGAUUGAAAGUAACGUUUAAAAAAGUCUGUUUUGCAUUUGUUACUUGAAAACGUUUGAACAUAUAAGAGCUAAUCAACUUCACAAUAGACUUCUGUGACUAAGCAACAGAAAUGGUUGUGACAAAACAGGCUGAUCAUACUCGUGCCAUCAGGCACCGUUGGCAAGCUGGCGAAGAGUGAUUUGAAAAUCGUGUGAAUGUCUACCAAAGUGUGCUGGCUGAUGAGAAAGUUUGGUUCGAUUCAGUGAGUUUAAGCAAAGUUCAGUGCAUUCGACGUGGAGGAUGGAAGAGAGUGUGUUUUUUUCAUCGAAAACUUUCACUACGACAAAAAGUAUCACACAGUACCAUGCUACUUCCGGGCUGUUCAAACCUUGCCGUAUUGGUGAAUUGAAGUGUGCAGGGCACUUUUUGCGCGCGGCUAUUUUGGGUUAUUUUUUUUAUAGGUUUGCCUUUCUUUUGAAGUGAUGUGUAAUGUUACGGGUACUUCUUGGUGUUGCAAGAAAGCAGCGGAAGGUUGAGCCGGUGAUACCGCCUCGGUUCAAAGUUAUAAAUUAGCUUCCAUCCGGGCAAGUUGAUCGAUGAAUUUGUGGCACAGCAGUGGAGCUUUGGCUAGAGAGUAAGCACCCGGUUACAGCAGCUGCAGCAUCGAAAUUACGUUUCAUGUGCGACGUGGUGUCUGCAAAAGAGCGCAGAGCGAGUGCAAAAGAGAGUCUGGCAAGAUUGUCGACAAACGGGGAGAAAACAUUUCCUAAAAGCAUUUUGAGGUACAACUUUUAUGCGGCAGGUAACGAAUGCUGGAGUUCAAACAGCUGCGACGUAACGGCACCAUCUGCUUUAGAUAAGCAGCCUCAGCAACACAAGUUGCAGCAGUCACAAAAAAGAAUUCACCCCGCACACUCACACGGCAUGGUUUGCACAGUUCCGAGUGCAGGACAAAGUUGAGGCAAAAGGAAACGAAAAUAAACUUAUACGGUUGUCAUUAUGGGGUCCUCAGCGUUGCUUCAGUUAGGUGGACUGUUGCUAUUGUUCAUCGUCCAGUACACUGCAAGUGUAAAAGAUGUUCCUGUCGUGGCGAUGGAGGCGCUGGUUGGCGAAACAAUCUAUCUCCCGUGCAACGUCAGCACACACGAGCCGGGUGACAAUGUCGUACUGGUGCUCUGGUAUCGGGAAGAUAAAGGAUCGCCCAUAUACAGUGCUGAUACACGUGGGCGGGAAGUGGGAUCAGCGAAGCGCUGGUCGGACGACUCCAUGUUUGGUGAUCGAGCCUACUUCCAGUUCGAAAAGGAACCGGGUGAACUGGCGGUGCAAAAUGUACGCGAAACCGACAGCGGCAUGUAUCGAUGUCGUGUGGAUUUCAUCGUAGCACAGACUAGAAACAGUGUUGUAAAUCUCACAAUUAUAGUCCCCCCGGAGCGGAUGGUGAUACGUGAUCAGCUCGGCAUGGAGCGCACGACGGUGGCUGGACCGUACAGCGAAGGGGACAACAUCAAGCUGCGCUGUGACGUGUACGGUGGGCGACCAACACCAACCGUGACCUGGUACCGGGACGGCGUGGCAAUGGUGGCCGACACCAAGUACAUGCCACUCGGGAAGCACCUUCGCAGCGAGAUUGCGCUCGGGCCACUCACCCGCCAGGACCUGCACACCAAGCUCGUCUGCCGGGCGAGUAACCAUGCCCGGGCGAAUCCGGUGGAGCAGUCCGUCCAGAUCGAUAUGAAUUUUGCUCCACUAAACAUAAGACUGAUCGGCGCCCAUCAGCCCUUGUCGGCCGGCCGAAGAUAUGACCUUCUGUGCCAAAGUGCUGGUUCACGGCCAGCAGCUUCCAUCACCUGGUUUUUGGACGGUGUGCGGCUGGACAAAAGCAAAGAAACCACGUCGGCCGACGGCAACCAAACCACAAGCACACUGUCCAUCGUGCUGAACCGAACCGAUGCGGGCAAAUAUUUGUCGUGCAAGGCGUACAACACGUACGUGCAGUCGGACGCCCUCGAGGAUGGCUGGCAGCUGGACAUUCAGUACGUUCCGGACGCGUCCGUCAGACUCGGCAGCUCCCUGGAUCCGGACGCAAUCCGGGAGGGUACCGACGUUUACUUCGACUGCAUCGUCAAGGCUCACCCGGCCGUCUACAAGGUCGAAUGGAAGCACAAUAACAAAACGCUAACACGCAACAUAUCGCAGGGUGUCAUCGUUAGCAAGCACUCGCUCGUUCUGCAGGGCGUCUCUCGAACCACGGCCGGCAACUACACCUGCGUCGGCUUCAACGCCGAGGGCGAAGGCAGCAGUCCCACGUUCGAGCUCAAUGUGAUGUAUGCACCGACCUGUGCACCCAACCAGCCGCGGGUGUACGGUGUAGCCAAACAGGAGAAUGCCGAGAUACGCUGCGUCGUCGACGCUAAUCCACCGGAUGUGGAGUUCAAGUGGACGUUUAAUAAUUCAGCCGAAAGCAUCGACGUACAGGCGAGCCACAUUUCAAGACUAGGCACAUCAUCGAUCGUAUCGUACACGCCAAUGAUCGAGCUGGACUACGGUACGCUGCUCUGCUCGGCGACCAACAAGAUCGGCAAGCAACGACAGCCGUGCGUUUUCCACAUCAUUGCUGCAGGUCGCCCAGAUCAAGUGCACAACUGCACUGUAGCGAACGUGUCCAUGACGUCGCUCGCCGUGCGCUGCUACGAAGGGUUCAACGGUGGGUUAGCUCAAUCUUUCUUUCUCGAGCUACGCGACAGCCAUUCGCAGGAGAUGCGCUUCAACAAUACAUCACCCGUACCUCGGUUUACCGUACCGAACCUGCAUCCAAGCGCCGUCUACCAGCUGGCCGUGUACGCCUUCAACUCCAAGGGUCGAUCGGAACCGUACGUAAUGAGUGCCGCCACCCAGCGACUGCCCGAGAAGCAAAUGAAGGACUCUGAAAAGGUGGAGCGGCCACGAUCUCCACUCCCCCUUACGCCAACCCUGUCCAUUGCGAUCGGGCUGGCUGCGGCUGUGCUUAUUGGCAGCUGUGCCAUUGUGUUGGCGCUCAAGUUUCCGUGCGGCGCGAGUGGCCGGCGGAACAAGGAAACGGCUCAGGGAACCACCGUACGGACGUCGUCACCCGGACCGAGCGACAAGAGUGUCGCCAGCAAGGAGUACGAUGGCAACGAGAGCGACGAGAAGAACCCGGACGUUAUUCCGGACACUAUCGAUUCGGACGAUCAGAUGGAGUACAUUAAGCGAAGGCAACACAUAUCGACCAUUGACACAAACAGCCCGAGCAGGUUGCUGCUGACGACAACUGCCCCGAACCAAACCUUCAUCGGUUCGUCGAUGGCGGCCGCUCUGCAUGCAAACCACUCCUCCACCCUUGGGUACUGCACGCUCCGCAACGGCACCCCGCAGGCAUCGAACUCCAUCACGAACGUGUCGAUGUGCCACAUGCCCUCGACCUUCACGACGGCCUCACACACCACCUGCACCCUACCCCGGCAUCCGGUGACGGCUGGCACUGGUGCAGUAGGCCCGGGCCCGCUCACCCCGAACGCACACCACUGGCCGUCGUACGGUGGAACGAUUGCUGGCGUCCGCAACAUUACCGCCAUCUCCGUGACCAGCAACCAGGGAUCGCCGGCACCUCCCCCACCAUCGGCCAUCGCGAUGCAGCACCUCGGCCCGACGGCCCGGACGCGAGUGUGCAUCGGUCUGCCCGAGGACGAAGUGUCCGCCGAUACGCCCCUCAUGAUGAAACGCGAAAGCACCGUAUGACUAUAGGAGUCUCACAGGGUCGGUGAUACGGCCCUGUGAGAGUGCGCCGCGGUGUCUCCGUUCCUCACGCGAAGGGGUAGUAAGUUCGGGAAGGUGUAGCUUCCAGCAUUUCGACCGUGAUGGCACCGGCAGAGUCAAUCUAACUGUGCGGUCCAGCGGCUUUGCUUCCAAUGGAAGCCAUCACUACCGCACUGGACUGGACGGGUGCUGAAGAAGAGAGCGGGAGAAAGACCAAACGUCAGCUGCCACCAGAAUUCCAGCUGCUAUGGCACACCGACACAGCUGUUGAGCUUUUGUUCGUUUGGCGUUCAUUAAAACCGUUGUAUCAUUUUGUGAUAUGAAUACGCUGUGAAUAGUAGUCGUGUCCUUGCUGUGAGCAGAUCAUCGAGGGGGUAAGUAUAGUGGCGUUGAGAUUGUUGGUCCCGGGCGGUGCAGCAGACCAAAAGUCACACAAAAAAGUAACAAUCCAGCACAGGUAAGGGAAGUAUAGUCACAGUUCCAUCUGCACCUGCAAUAGGGAGUGAGAAAGAGAGACACAAAUGGCCAAAGGGAUACAGAAAAAAAACAUUAGUGAGCUUUUUUCCAAUGCAACUGAGUGCAAUCGACCUACGAUUUGGUUCUGUAAAUAGAUGUAAAUAGUCAAACUUAAGCUCAAGUCACUAUAGGAAGAGAAAUAUGUCACAUUACGCAUCUCCUCACCUGCAGCAGAUUCAUCUCAAUAGUCAAAAAUUAUUAAAUCGUUUUUGAGCAAAUAACACGAUGCAACUAGAGGUGAUCUGUACCAACGUAAGCGAAAGAUGAUCAUAAAAGCAAGCAACUUUGAACUAACUUUAGACACAUACAUCACAAAACGAAAUUAAACAGUACACAAAAGGAAACCCCCUGUAUGCUAUUAAGCAAAUUAGACCCAACUCAACAUACUAGCUAGCGAAUAAUAAAGCCCCAAACUCAGUCAAAUCUAACUCGAGCUCCCCGUUCCCGAGAGCUGCCAGGCAAGGGAAUCGAUUGUCAACGUGAAGGAACACUACCUAGUAGGAUGGGACACAGGCAUGAAGCUACGAUGUGAGCGCAUUGCACCAAACCACACACCUCCGAUUGUGCCACCCAUGCGAGUGGUUAUCUAUUUUUUUUCUCCAGCGAUCUUACCAUGUUCGAUAAAUUGGAUAAGCACGUCUCUAGGUGGCUCGUCCUAUGGGGGAAAUGCUUGCCCGAAUCGGUACACGUUGCUGCUGGCGGUGUGCUGCUUACCGACGAGCACCUUGCUUAUCACAGUGGCUGUACUUUGGCUAUAUCUUGAUAACAACGGGAAAUGGGAGGAACGAAAGACGCUUCGGUAGUCUUUCCGUUGCAUAACGACGACGACACACUAGUACACAGUGCAUACCGGUGCGCCAGAACGACGGAGUGAUUGAUGACGUUAAAAAUGGCAUUUUUUGCUGCUGUUGUUGUUGUUGUUGCUAUAUAUCUCCCUUGUACUAUUGGAAAAGACUUCGAUGUAAGGCCAAUGUCGGAAGCCACUAUCUUGCGGGUGUAAUAUGAAGCUCGUUUUAGCUCGAACUUCCCUGCCCGUUACAGCUGUCAACACAAUCGAUGAUGGAUGUUUUCUUCUUUUUUUUUGCUUCUUCCACCGAUUUACCGAGCUGGGUUGUGCUGGAUGGGGAAAUUGGAUUUUCACCUACGGAAUACAGUGUAUUGAUGGUAUAAUUUUUUGUAAUUUAUUCGCUUUCAACAGUUGUAGCUUUUAUGCAACGGUAUUUUUUAUUAUUUGCUUUUUAAAGUAUUAGAUUAUAAGGAAAACAUGAAAUGUCAAAAUAUUUGCUCUUGUGGUUUCCAUAACAGUACGAAACGUCAUUUUCCUACGUUGUUCUAUAACACUAAUUUUUCCUCAUUCGAGUAAACUUCUCGGCCACUCAAGGACACUCCAAAUGUAGUAUAAUUAUUUUUUAAAUUGAAAUUGCUAAAUAUUGCUGCAAACCAGUGAUCGCCAUGUACAGCAAUAGCACGUCACAGAAAUAUAUACCACGAUCAAAUGCAGGCACACAUCUCAUAAUCAGCUCAUCUGCCUUCGGCGUUCGCAGUAGGUCCUGGGAAGGAAGCGUACGAGUUUGAUUUGGUUUAAAAUUGAAUGUCACAGGACUGUAAAUAUGUAAAAUUACCUGCAAACACAACCAACCAAACCAGAUAGAGCAAAAAAAAAAAUCACAAGUUAGUCGAAUGAUCAAAAUCAAAGGAAAAAUCGCCUCCGCACAUUGCGAGCACAGUGAGGGAAAACAAACAAAUCAAAAGUUAGAUUCUUUAUCUAGAUAUUAAUAUCAAUACGCGAGGUCUAAAGGGCUGGGCAUAAAAUGACAGGACACUGGAUCUGUGGACUCACUUCACACGGUGGAAAUGGGGAGUGUAUGGAGAACUGAGCAAAAUGUCCUACUAUAAGUAUUAUCGAUCGAUUAGUUACAAAAUGGAAACAAAACACUGCAGCAUGUUAAGGUUGAUAAGCGGUGUUGAAAUCCGGUCGAGUCGUUUUGAGAAUGUUUGAAAAUAUGAAAACGAAUCUUGAGCUCAGCACUCGCAGCUGUACGGUGCGAAGGUGCAAGGGAAAUUAUGAUUAUGAAUUGCAGUUGUAAAUAAAAUAGAUAAAUUUAUAAAACAUGAA